Messenger RNA from Melitaea cinxia (Glanville fritillary), 1584 nucleotides. Its product is annotated as fatty-acid amide hydrolase 2-like. The record is from RefSeq and is a predicted model, not a curated record. The transcript has 6 exons. Bases 1 to 1584 code for a protein of 527 amino acids. Lineage: Eukaryota; Metazoa; Arthropoda; Insecta; Lepidoptera; Nymphalidae.
AUGAAUACAUCAAAGAUAAAAAUCCCGUUUAAAUUACGAUUCAUGAGUGCAUUGCGAGUUAUGCUAGACUCCUUUACAAUCGUUUUCUUUAAGUUACGCUAUUGGAGAAGAGGGAAGAAGAUGCCACCGAUUACAGAUGAUAUUUUGAGACAACCGGCUGUGGAAGUCGCAAGGAAAAUAAGAAACAAAGAGAUAACUAGUGUUGAGGUAGUUGACGCUUGUAUUCGAAGAAUAAAAGCCAUAAACCCAAUAGUUAACUGUUUGGUGGCAGAUCGGUUUGAAUUAGCUUUACAAGAAGCAAGAAAAGCCGACGAAAUUUUACAAAGUGGCUCUAAAACUGUUGAUCAGCUGAUGCAAGAAACUCCAUUUUUGGGGGUCCCAUUCACAGCGAAAGAUAGCAUUUCCGUAAAAGGUCUUCCUCAAACCGCAGGAAUUUUUAUAAGAAAGUGCUGUUUAGCAGAAGAAGAUGCUAAAGUAAUUGCAUUGUUACGAGAAAAUGGUGCCAUUAUUAUUGGAGUAACCAAUGUUCCAGAACUUUGCAUGUGGUGGGAAAGUUACAACAAAUUAUAUGGCAGAACUAGUAAUCCUUACAAUACUACCAGAAUUGUAGGCGGAUCGUCAGGCGGUGAAGGAUGUAUUCAAGCCGCAGCCGGUAGUUGCUUUGGAAUUGGUUCCGACAUUGGUGGGUCUAUUCGUAUGCCGGCUUAUUUCAAUGGAGUAUUUGGACACAAGCCAUCAAAAAAAGUAGUUUCUAAUCAUGGGCAAUAUCCUAUUGCCGAAACGAAUAUGGUAGAUGAACUUUUAUGCAUAGGACCUCUAACAAAAUUCGCCGUUGAUUUAAAACAUAUUCUCAAGGUAAUAGGUGGAGAAAAUAGCAAGAAACUUAAAUUAGACGAACCUGUCGAUAUAGGAAAAAUUAAAGUAUUCUACCAAUACAGUAACAAUGCUCCCAUUACAAGCAAAGUAGAUCCAGAAAUUAAAUCAGCAAUAGAUAAAAUAAUAAAGUACUUUGCUACUAAAUACAAAAUUGUAAGUGAGCAGAAAAAUAUUGAAGAGCUAAAAGUAUCUGCUGGAAUUUGGUUCUCUGAUUUAGCAUCAAGUGCAUCUUCCGAGGUCCCAAUGGGGGAUUAUUUAAUGAAAAAUUACAGCUACAGCGCAAACAUCCGUGAAAUAAUGAAAAGUUUAGUGGGAUUGUCAAAAAACACUUUAGUUGUGCUAUUAGCAGCGCUGGCUGUUACUAAACCUGAUAAAACGAAAAGUGAAGAUGCUAAAUAUUAUAAGGUUUUUGGUGAUAAUUUAAAAGAAAUUUUCAAAGAAAUGUUAGGUGAUAAUGGUAUAUUUAUUUUUCCCGUGCACCCAACACCUGCACCAUACCAUAACCAAACCAUAUUAAGGCCUAUGAACUUUAUGUAUACAGCGAUAAUAAACAGUCUGGGUUUGCCCGCAACAAGUGUUCCUAUGGGAUUAAGCAGUGAUGGUGUUCCUAUUGGAAUACAAGUUAUAGCGAAUCUUGAUAAUGAUAGGCUGUGUUUAGCUGUUGCUGAGGACUUAGAAAAAGAAUUUGGUGGGUGGAUAGAAUCAUAA